Molecule: messenger RNA, 199 nt
Organism: Apaloderma vittatum (bar-tailed trogon)
Lineage: Eukaryota; Metazoa; Chordata; Aves; Trogoniformes; Trogonidae
Gene: NDUFA2
Product: NADH dehydrogenase (ubiquinone) 1 alpha subcomplex, 2, 8kDa
Exons: 2
Source: RefSeq, a predicted model, not a curated record
AGACUUCAUUGAGCAGCACUAUGUGACCCUGAAGAAGGCAAAUCCAGACUUCCCCAUCCUGAUCCGUGAAUGCUCCGGUGUUCAGCCCAAGCUCUGGGCUCGAUAUGAGUUUGGCAAGGAGAAGAGCGUGCCGCUGGACAACCUGACCGCAGACGAAGUGGCCAAGGCCUUGGAGAGCAUUGUGAAGAGCAAGGCGUGA